This is a messenger RNA of Stegastes partitus (bicolor damselfish), 2380 nucleotides long. Its product is annotated as deleted in malignant brain tumors 1 protein-like. Bases 1 to 2031 code for a protein of 676 amino acids. Gene Ontology annotation, molecular function: serine-type endopeptidase activity. Gene Ontology annotation, biological process: zymogen activation. The record is from RefSeq and is a predicted model, not a curated record. Gene Ontology annotation, cellular component: plasma membrane. Lineage: Eukaryota; Metazoa; Chordata; Actinopteri; Pomacentridae. The transcript is spliced from 13 exons.
AUGGGAGUUCCUGGGCGGUUGUUUUUGCUCAUACUUUUGCAUAUAUUUACAGGAAGCAGUUCAGGGACGCUUGUUACCAGCUGUGCUUCAUGUCAUGAUGAAGCCACCUGCUUGCAGUCAAAAGAAAGAGGCGACACUUUCUCCAGCAAGGCCAUCUCUUGUGUCUGUAAGGAAGGCUUGGUAGGCGAUGGUCUUACCUGCUACAAUGCCAAACUCUGCAGUGAUUCCUCUUGCUGUCGCCAAGGUUACCACUGGUCACCAGACAGGGGCUGUGUGGAAGACCAAUCUGUAAAGGUCAGCUGUGGAGUUUGCCCUCCGGGUAUGGACUGCUUCAGUGCCAAUGGGACUGCCCGAUGUGUUGAUCCCUCUACAUCAGGUAACAGCACAGCGGUCGAAGGGGAGAUCCGCCUGGCCAAUGGAAACAGCUCCUGCUCUGGCAGAGUGGAGAUCUUCCACAGUGGACGGUGGGGGACGGUGUGUGAUGAUUCCUGGGACCUGUUUGAUGCUCAGGUGGUGUGCAGACAGCUGGGCUGUGGCAGGGCGCUCUCAGCACCAAUACAUGCACAUUUUGGACAGGGCACAGGGCCCAUCUGGAUGGACGAUGUCGUGUGCAGCGGCGACGAAUCAAAUCUUUCUGAGUGUCGUCACCAAGGGUUAGGAUCUCACAACUGUGGGCACCAUGAAGACGCUGGUGUUGUUUGUGAAGCUCUUUCACCAGUGAGGCUGGUCAACUCUGACAACCGCUGCUCUGGCAGAGUGGAGGUCUUAGGCAGUGAAUCAAGGCUCUCUGAGUGUCGUCACCAAGGGUUAGGAUCUCACAACUGUGGGCACAAUGAAGACGCUGGUGUUGUUUGUGAAGCUCUUUCACCAGUGAGGCUGGUCAACGCUGACAACCGCUGCUCUGGCAGAGUGGAGGUCUUCCAUGAUGGACAGUGGGGGACAGUGUGUGACAAUUUCUGGGACAUGAAUGAUGCUCAGGUGGUGUGCAGACAGCUGGACUGUGGUGNAGCUCAUGCAGCGCCGCCACAAGCCCAGUUUGGACAGGGCAGUGGACCCAUCUGGUUGGACAAUGUUAGAUGUCUGGGAAAUGAAUCAUCGAUCACAGACUGCAGUCAUCAAGGAUUUGGGGUCCACAACUGUGGUCACAAUGAAGAUGCCAGCGCUGUGUGUAAAUUCCAGCCCUCUUCACAUAAGGCUACUCAGCUUAGUUGCAAAAGUGAUAAAAUCUGGGUAGGACUACAUGUGGACAGCAUGACAGCUGCCGGUUUGAGUCCAUACUCGGGCAACAUGGCUUCCCGUAAUUGCUCCUGGCUCUUCGUGCAUGAUGAUGUGGUUUGGUACGAAGUGGAUGCACGGGCAGGUGCCUGCGGAAAUGAACUGAGGACCAACAGGACACAUGCCAUCUACUCCAAUGCUUUGUUUAUCUACCCAUUGAAUGAAUCCUUCACUGUUCCUGUGACUCUUCCCUUCUCCUGUGCUUAUCCUCUGGACACAGACAGCUCCCUGUAUAUGACUAUUAGGCCUUUCCUGCCGUUGGAAGGUGGUAUUUCAGGCGAAGGUCCAAAACCCAGAGCCUACAUGUAUCUGUAUCGUGACUCCAACUUCACCAACCGUUAUCCAGGAACCCAGGUCAGGCUCCCGAUGGGCUUGCCGCUGUACGUGGGCGUCAGUGUUCCAAACGUAGACCCGAGCUUUGGGCUUGUUCUGGAGGACUGUGUCGCCACUCACUCAACAAACCCCAAUGAUACCACACGAUACCCCCUCAUCCAGAACCAGUGUCCUGCCGCUGGCCAACUGGUGUCAGUGAUUGAAAGCGGCUCGUCCCUCCAUGCUCGUUUCUCUGCUGUGCUGUUCCUCCUGCAGGGUAAUUAUCGAGAUAUUUACCUGCACUGCAACCUGAGCCUUUGUGACCGGAGAAGUUUCAACUGUAUCCCACAUUGCAGAAGUAGGACAUCUCGCUCUGUUUCCAACUCUGCUCCUAUGGAGCCCAUCACCAUUGGGCCAAUCACUUGGGACAAACCAGCUCAGUGACUUGGUAACCUAAAAUGAUAAUAUAAAUCCAUUCCUUAUUUUUGAUAUUAAGUUGAUCUUAUUCACAUUCCAUGAAAUAAUCAAAUUUGGAUUAAGUUGUACAUUUAAUUCUUACCAGACUUUGUCUCUUUCUUCAAUUGUACUAAUAAUAUGAAUAAUAUGAAGUCACUCCAUACUUUGGUAGUAAAUUGUGUUUAUUGAAAUGAAAUAUUAAAAUGGUUUUAUUAAACUAUGUUUAAAAAAUUGGCUACAUUGUGCGCUUAAAUCUCAUCGGACUUUGUAUCAUUCUUCAAUUGUACUUCUCUUGCAAAUACCAAUCAAAAAUAAAAUAUUGAAGUUGUCGCAAAAA